AUGAGCCAGUCGACGCUCGAUUAUCUUAACAGUAUACCAAGCGAUUGGCCUAAUGUGGAGUAUCCGCUACAAGCUGCGGUUCGUGCAUCGACUGCAGGUCAAACCGCUAGCGAUACGGGUGUCGUUGGAAUACUACUCACUUCCGCGUCGAGCAAAGGAAACGUGACGAUCCAAUCUGCCGAUAAUACCAUCGCUCCGAUUGUUCACAUCGGCUGGCUUGAUUCCAAGGAAGACAAAGAAAUGGCCGUUGCAGCAUACAGACGCGCGCGCACCAUUGCAGCCAGUGUCUCUGCACUUGGAGACGAAAUAGCACCAGGAGCGAACGUAACAACAGAUGCUCAGAUAUUGGAUUACAUUAAGACGAAAGGCAUGAGCGCUAUACACCAUGGUACCUCGACAUGCGCAAUGGGGAAAAAGGCAUCGGAUGGAGCGGUGGUAGACUCGAAAGCGAGAGUAUUUGGUGUAAAGGGGUUGCGGGUCAUAGAUGCUAGUUCUUUACCUUUUCAGGCACCGGGACAUUCUCAGGGUGUCACAUACGCGCACGCGGAGAAAUUGGCACAGGAUGUCAUUGAUGCAGGAAUUGGCAUGUAA
Molecule: messenger RNA, 591 nt
Organism: Pyrenophora tritici-repentis Pt-1C-BFP
Lineage: Eukaryota; Fungi; Ascomycota; Dothideomycetes; Pleosporales; Pleosporaceae
Product: BetA, Choline dehydrogenase and related flavoprotein
Biological process (GO): secondary metabolite biosynthetic process
Molecular function (GO): oxidoreductase activity, acting on CH-OH group of donors; flavin adenine dinucleotide binding
Source: RefSeq, a predicted model, not a curated record